Molecule: messenger RNA, 2132 nt
Organism: Octodon degus (degu)
Lineage: Eukaryota; Metazoa; Chordata; Mammalia; Rodentia; Octodontidae
Gene: F11
Product: coagulation factor XI
Exons: 15
Coding region: 87-1964 (625 amino acids)
Biological process (GO): proteolysis
Cellular component (GO): extracellular region
Molecular function (GO): protein binding; serine-type endopeptidase activity
Source: RefSeq, a predicted model, not a curated record
UUCUUUAGAAAACAAUGAAAACCGUCUUGGAAGACACAUGUGCGUAGUGAGAAUUGCAGCUAAUAAACAAGCAAGGUAUUUUCAGGAUGUCCUUACUAUGUCUAGCGGUGGGUUUCAUUUUGUUUGCCUCAGUUUCUGGCGAAUGUGUGACUAAGUUACUCAAAGACACCAACUUUGAAGGAGGAGACAUUGACACAGUUUUUACCCCAAGUGCCACAUACUGCCAGGUGGUCUGCACCUACCACCCGAGAUGUUUGUUCUUCACUUUUAUGGAUGAAUCAUCACCUGAAGAUCCUGGAAAAUGGUUUACUUGCAUCCUGAAAGACAGUGUCACAGAAACACUGCCAAAGGUGAAUAAGACAGGAGCAAUUUCUGGAUAUUCUUUCAAGCAAUGCCCGCACCAAUUAAGUGCUUGCAGCAAAGAUGUUUAUGUGGGCCUAGACAUGAAAGGAAUGAACUACAACAGCUCUGUUACCAGGAGUGCCCAGGAAUGUCAAGAGAGGUGCACGAAUGACAUCCACUGUCACUUUUUCACAUAUGCAACAAGAUAUUUUCCCAGCAUGCAGCAUCGGAAUGUUUGUCUACUGAAGCACUCCAAACCAGGAACACCAACCAGCAUAACAAAGCUCAGUAAUGUGGUAUCCGGCUUUUCACUGAAAUCCUGUGCACUGUCUGAGCUGGCCUGCAUUAGGGACAUUUUCCCUGACACGGUGUUUGCAGACAGCAACAUCGACAGCGUGUGGGCUCCAGAUGCUUUUGUCUGUCGCCGCAUUUGUACUCAUCAUCCCAGUUGUUUGUUUUUUACCUUCUUUUCCCACAAAUGGUCAAAAGAGUCUCAAAGAAAUCUUUGCCUGCUUAAAACAUCUGAAAGUGGAUUGCCCACUACCCGCAUCCAAAAGAACAACGCUCUCUCUGGUUUCAGCCUACAGAACUGCAGGCACAGCAUCCCAGUGUUCUGUCACUCUUCCUUUUAUCGCAACACUGACUUCUUGGGAGAGGAACUGGACAUUGUAGAUGUGGAAGACCAUGAAGCCUGUCAGAAAUUAUGCACCAAAGCCAUCCGCUGUCAAUUUUUCACCUAUUUGCCACCCCAAGAAUCUUGCAAGGAAAGGAAAGGCAGAUGUUACUUAAAGCUUUCUUCAAAUGGAUCUCCAACUAAAAUUCUUCAUGGGACAGGAAGCAUCUCUGGCUAUACAUUAAGGCUAUGUGAAAUGGAUAACAUAUGCACAACCAAAAUCAAGCCCAGAAUUGUUGGGGGAACUCUGUCUGUUCGUGGUGAGUGGCCAUGGCAGAUAACUCUGCAUAUCACAGCCCCCAUCCGGGGACACUUGUGUGGAGGCUCCAUCAUUGGAAACCGGUGGAUAUUAACAGCUGCUCACUGUUUAGAUGGGGUAGACUCAUCUAAAAUUCUGCGUGUUUAUGGUGGCAUUGUAAAUCAAUCUGAAAUAAAUGAGGAUACUCCUUUCUUUGGGGUACAAGAAAUAAUAAUUCAUGAUCAAUACCAAGUGGCAGAAAGUGGGAAUGAUAUAGCCUUGCUGAAACUGGAAGCAGCCAUGAAUUACACGGAUACUCAACGACCCAUAUGCCUGCCUUCCAAAGGAGACAGACAUGUAAUCUACAAUGACUGCUGGGUGACGGGAUGGGGAUACACAAAACUAAGAGACAAGGUACAAGACACUCUCCAGAAAGCCAAAAUACCCUUCGUGCCCAGUGAUGAGUGCCAAGCAAGGUACAGAAGACACAAGAUAACCAACAAGAUGAUCUGCGCAGGCUACAGGGAAGGAGGGAAGGAUGCUUGCAAGGGAGAUUCUGGGGGCCCCCUCUCCUGUAAGCACAAUGAGGUCUGGCAUCUGGUGGGCAUCACGAGCUGGGGAGAAGGUUGUGGUCAGAGAGAACGGCCAGGUAUUUACACCAAUGUGGUCAAGUACGUGGACUGGAUUUUGGAGAAAACUCAAGCAGUGUGAAGAGUCCUAGGUGUGCUGGACCCUUGAGGGGCAAACCAGAUUGUUCCCUACACGAGGGCUCUGAUUUUGCUGAAGAAAACAUGGUAAUGUUCUUUCCUCUGUAGUUACAAAUUGCAUGGGCUCCAUGUUUCUAAGAAAAUAUUAAAGAUUGUGUUUUGAAAACUCUCA